Strongylocentrotus purpuratus (purple sea urchin) is the source of this 1642-nucleotide messenger RNA. Its product is annotated as aqualysin-1. The record is from RefSeq and is a predicted model, not a curated record. Gene Ontology annotation, molecular function: serine-type endopeptidase activity. The transcript is spliced from 9 exons. Lineage: Eukaryota; Metazoa; Echinodermata; Echinoidea; Camarodonta; Strongylocentrotidae. Bases 81 to 1196 code for a protein of 371 amino acids. Gene Ontology annotation, biological process: proteolysis.
AACGCCUUACACCUUUACCAUCCUAAUCAACAAGAUUUGGGAAAACCUGAGCAUUUAAAAAGACAAACAACUAAACCAAGAUGCAAGCUCUCCUUGUUCUCCUCUUCGCUGCCGUUGCUCAGUGCAGCCUUGCGCCUUUCUACCAAGUUAAGCCUAACAUUCCUGGCCAGUACAUUGUCGUUCUUGAGGAUGGCAUCAAUGUCGAUAGCUUCGCUGCCACCAUGCAGACAGGGACCGUCCGUAGGACCCUGACCGGCCUCAUCAAUGGACUCGUUCUCACCCUCGAUGGCGAUUUGCUUGAAAAGGUACGUAGUUUGACUGGCAUCAGUUACAUUGAGGAAGAUGGACUGGUUACUAUGCUUGGUAGCCGAACCGGUAGUAAUUACUGGGGGCUUGACCGUAUCGAUGAGCGUUAUCUUCCUCUUGAUGGCAACAUAAACUUUAGCGGUACGGGUUCAGGGGCAAAUGUUUUCGUUCUCGAUACCGGAAUCACUUACUCGCAUGAGGACUUCGACAGUAAUCGUGCCCAAUCAUUCUGGGAUUACAAUGGUGGAGAUGGCUCUGAUUGCCAAGGUCACGGAACUCACUGUGCCGGAACAGUCGGAGGACGAUAUAGUGGUGUUGCCACUGGUACCAACAUCUACAGCGUUCGUGUGUUGUCCUGUUGGGGAACUGGUUCUACUUCUAACAUCAUAGCUGGUCUGGAUGCUGUGGCGGAUUCCAGCAUGUCCCGAAAGAUUGCUUCUAUGUCCCUUGGCGGAGGUUAUUCUUGGUCUCUCAAUAACGCCGUUGCCAGUGCUCAUGAUGCAGGGGUUGUUGUCGUUGCAGCAGCCGGUAACAGCUACGACGAUGCCUGUGAUUACUCCCCAGCUUCUGCCUCGGAUGCUAUCACGGUUGGUGCGACCUCCGUUGACGACUCUAGACCAUCUUUCUCAUGCUACGGCUCAUGCCUGGACAUCUUUGCCCCUGGUGAUGACAUUAAGAGCGCUGAACAUGAAACAUCAAGCAGCUACACAAAUUUUAGUGGUACCAGCAUGGCAUGCCCUCAUGUUGCGGGCGCCGCUGCAGUCAUUCUCGGAAACAAUUCCGGCUACUCUCCUACUCAAGUGGCAUCUAAGUUGGUCAGCGAUGCUACUUCGGGCGUACUCUCGAACACUGGUUCAGGAAGCCCAAAUCUUUUACUGUACGUCGCAUAGACCCUUCAGUAAAAUGUUCCAUCUCCUUUCACUAACUCGUCUUUGUGCUUUAUUCAAAAACGACCUUAAUCUUUUCUGUUCAACUCUCAGUUGACUUUAUUUUUUAAAGAGGGGGUGGGGUCCUCAAAAUAAUCGACAUACUAAUACCUGGUACAGACCUUUGGUAGAUUUCGGCAUGAAAACCUUUUCUUUGAGGCGUGGGGAUGAGUGUUUAACCUGAAAAUUACAAUUUUAAUUAUUCUUGAAGGAUAGACACAAAAAGAGACAUCCACUUUACAAACAGUUGUAAGUGGUGAUAGGAAAUAUUUCAUAUUUAAACAAAAAACAGGGUUCUCUGUAACAAAACGAUAUGGUAAUCUAUAUUUUUGGAUGUAAUGAUUUUGCGAGACACCGGUGUAUAUCAAAGGAGAUGAUGGAACAUUGAAAAUAAAAAGCAAUACGCAUAA